Messenger RNA from Labrus bergylta (ballan wrasse), 2589 nucleotides. RefSeq names its product prolyl 3-hydroxylase 3 (gene p3h3). Gene Ontology annotation, biological process: collagen metabolic process. NCBI's taxonomy places the organism in Eukaryota, Metazoa, Chordata, Actinopteri, Labriformes, Labridae. Gene Ontology annotation, cellular component: endoplasmic reticulum. The record is from RefSeq and is a predicted model, not a curated record. Gene Ontology annotation, molecular function: L-ascorbic acid binding; protein binding; iron ion binding.
CUUCUUCAAACUCCGUCUCCUCCACAGUGUUUGGUUGUGGGACCAUGGCGCUCAACUGCAACCAUUUCACUGCAUACGUGGCGUUUACUUUGUUUUUUGCAACAAUACUUGAUUUCGCCUUUGCAGCCUCAGGUCGUGGCAGCUCUCACGUCUUGUCGCUUCUGCAGCCGUAUGAUUAUUUGUAUUACAGUGGGGUACGUUCAUAUUUUGGUGAGGAGUGGGUGAGGGCUGCGGAGCUGCUGGAGAAAUCCAUCGUCGCCAAAGAAUCACUGUCCAGGGUCCGCAGGCAGUGUCAUGAAGACUGUGUGUCAGCAGGGGAAGAGGCUCUUGAUAAGCUAAACUCUGAAAAGGGGAGUCUGUGGGACCUCUGGGCCUUGGACUGGGUGCAGCAGAGAGCUGAAUGUUUGAGGUUCUGCAUCGGACGCUCAGUCACACCUGCAGGACAGCUUCCUGUUUCUGCAGACAUAGAGUAUGAAUUCGGUAGUCGCAACCCUUACAACUUCCUGCAAGUCACAUACUACAAGUUGGAAAAGUUGCAGAAGGCGGCAUCAGCAGCUCAUACAUACUUUGUGGCUAACCCUAAUCACCUGGAGAUGAGGAACAACAUCGAGAAGUACAGACGGAUGGAAGGAGUGUCCGAGGACGCCUUCCAGGACAGAGAGAUAGAGAAUGAGAAACACUGGGUUCUGUAUGAUUCUGCAGUUCAGCAUGAGGCCUCCUCUGACUGGGUGCAGACUGCAGAAAGAUGGAAAGCGUGUGUGAAUGAAACACUGCGUCAGAUGGAGGAGUGCAGGGUGCAAUGUGAGGUAGCCUCCCAGCGGCUGCCAGAGGACAGGGGAGUUGACGGUGUUUUCGAGCAGGCCGCAGCUCUCUCCCUCUCCCUGCUGUCAUGCCGACAGUCCUGUGUAACUCAGAUAGCCACAAGACCUGGGAGGAUUUCUGCACAGGAGGAUUUCCUGCCCUCACAGCUGGAGCACAUGCAUAUUGCACAGUUUAAAGCUGGUGAUAUUAGUGGAGCAGUGCAGACUCUACGCUCUCUUCUCCUGUUCUACCCCACUGACAAGGAAUCAUUAGACAACUUGCAGCUCUACUUUGAGACACUAGGUGGAGACACAGAGUCACAGGGCACACAGCCUGCUCAGGAGUUUGUCACGUAUGUCAGUCGCUCUCUGCAGGAGAAAAAGCUUCUGUAUUUUGGUAUGGAGAACCUUGACUUCAAGUUCACUGACCCAGAUCUCUGGACUCCAGAAGACGUUGUACCAGAAUCAAUGAGGGGUGUUUGGAAAGCUGAAAAAGAGAAAAUUAAUGAGAAAACAAAAGAGGAAGAGAAGAAGGAGGUAGUGGAUGACAGUGGAUUUUAUGCAGGUGGUCCAGUCCCUCAGGUGGGCGUGACCAUCACUAUGGACGACGAGGUUCUGAAUGGAACCAACCGCGUAGUGCUGGAUGGAGUCAUGACUGAGAAGGAGUGUGACAAGAUAAUGCAGUUAGCAUCUGCUGCAGCUUUGGCUGGAGAUGGUUAUCAAGGCCGAAGGUCUCCGCACACGCCUCAUGAGACGUUUGAAGGCCUUACGGUCCUCAGGGCAGUGAAGUUGUCUCAGGAUGGCUUGGUGAACCAAUCAGAUGCAAAGCUGUUAUACGAGCUGGGCGAGAGAGUGAGAACUCUGCUUCACUCGUACUUCAGGAGCCCCUCAGGACUCUUCGUCUCUUUCACACACCUGGUCUGCCGCAGUGCUGUCGCAGGUGACCAGGAGGGCAGGCUGGACCUGUCUCAUCCUGUCCAUGUUGACAACUGUCUCCUCGAGCCAGAGACCAAGCAGUGCUGGAGGGAACCACCAGCCUUCACACACAGAGAACUCAGUGCCAUUCUCUACCUGAAUGACAACUUUGAUGGUGGAGAGUUGUUUUUCACUAACAUGGACGCAAAGACAGUAACAGCUCGAGUAAAACCCAGCUGCGGGAGACUGGUUGGCUUCUCCUCAGGUCCAGUAAACCCUCACGGUGUGACAGCGGUGACCAGAGGCCGGCGGUGCGCUCUGGCCCUCUGGUUCACAACGGAGAAGCUCUACAGGGACAUGGAACGAGAGAAGGCGGAGGACAUGUGGGCUGCAGACGGACAGAGCGUGGUGAAAAAGGAGGAGGAAAAGACAGAGGGCACCGCCGGCAGGAACGCGCGGAGCCAAGCAUCGAAGGAAAGAGGCAAAGGGGGGAGAGGAAGGGUGACGGGGGGGAAAGAUGAGCUGUGAGAACAUCCAGACUGACUGAAACUCCCCAAACUGGACUACAUUCUCAUCUGUGUCCACUCCCAUAAUAGGACCAUUACACUCUCCCACCAUGAACACCAUGAACUUUUUUUUUUCUCCUUUUUUUUUCUCCACACAGACAUUCAUAUUGCUGCCUCUUUUAUGUAAAGCUGCUUGCACAAGUAUAUACAUAGAAUAUUUAUACUGUACAUGAAGAAGAUAAGCGGGGGAAACACUGUCAUUUCCUCUCUCUAAUGUCAAUGUGUGUUUAAGCAGCUUUAUGGACCAAUAUCACUUCCUUAAAAAAGUAAGAGAUAAAAGAACAAAUAAAUGUGACUCUUUAACAGUU